Messenger RNA from Nylanderia fulva, 2117 nucleotides. It is a transcript of the gene UGP, whose product is annotated as UDP-glucose pyrophosphorylase. Lineage: Eukaryota; Metazoa; Arthropoda; Insecta; Hymenoptera; Formicidae. Gene Ontology annotation, biological process: UDP-alpha-D-glucose metabolic process. The record is from RefSeq and is a predicted model, not a curated record. Gene Ontology annotation, molecular function: UTP:glucose-1-phosphate uridylyltransferase activity.
UUUAUCGGACGAUAUAAAGCGUGAUGUCGACGUAUCACGACUUGGUCGGAAGGAUCAUCGGUUCUAUUCUACUUCGAAUUGUAUUUCAAAUUCCCUUAGUUUUUUAUCUGGCCAUUUUCAGGAAAGUAAGAAAAUAGUUCGGAGCGUUUCGAAAUUCCCGCGAUAUCCGCGUCACGUACGCGCGAAACUUACGACGCGUUUGAAAUUACGCGCUUCACGUAAAGCGCCGAUUGCACCGAUUAUUAGUGAAAUAUCUCGCGCGCUAUACGAUGCCCUCGCAUUCGUCGCCCGUUGUUCAUUCGGGACAGACGCAGAAGAAGAAGGUCAUUCCAUUCAUGGAGUAUCUGCUGCAAGCUCGCGGUCACCAACGCAGUUCUUCAGAUACGCAGGCGUUUCGCGAGCGUACGAAAAGAGAUGCACGGGCCGAGCUGCAACGCGAACUCGAGAAACUGCAGGCGACUGCACGCGAGGACAAGAAAGAAUUGAUGGGCCGGCAGUUCGCCGGAUUCAAGCAUCUGUUCGAGCGAUUCCUGCAGGAAGAGGGUCCGUCCUUAGAAUGGGAUCACAUUCAAAAGCUGCCCGAAGAGGCGGUCAAAGACUACAACUCUUUGCCAUCACCGGAAAAUAACGAGGUGAAGGCGUUAUUGGACAAAUUGGUUGUGGUUAAAUUAAAUGGUGGUCUCGGAACAAGUAUGGGAUGCCACGGACCGAAAUCCGUCAUCGCCGUGCGAAAUGGACUUACCUUUUUGGAUCUCACCGUUCAACAAAUCGAGCACCUGAAUAAAACGUACAAUGCCAACGUGCCACUCAUAUUGAUGGAUUCAUUUAAUACGGAUGACGACACGCAACGUAUAAUUAGGAAAUACAAGGGAAUCGACAUAGAUAUUUACACUUUUAAUCAGAGUUGUUAUCCGCGCAUUAAUAGGGAUUCUCUACUUCCGAUCGCUAAGCAUAGUCAAGUCGAUGAGGAUAUAGAAGCUUGGUAUCCACCUGGUCACGGAGAUUUUUAUGAUAGUUUCCUGAACUCUGGUUUACUUAAAAAGUUUAUUCGAGAGGGUCGUGAAUAUUGUUUCAUCUCAAAUAUAGAUAAUCUUGGUGCCACAGUGGACAUUAAAAUCUUGAAAUUAUUGUUAAGUGAACCAGCAGAACCCAGUCUUGAAUUUGUCAUGGAAGUAACAGAUAAGACACGAGCGGAUGUCAAAGGUGGUACACUUAUAAAAUAUGAGGAUAAACUUCGUCUCCUUGAAAUAGCUCAAGUACCUAAGGAUCAUGUCGACGAUUUUAAAUCCGUCAAAACAUUUAAAUAUUUCAAUACCAACAAUCUCUGGAUUAAACUCAGUGCCAUUGAAAGAGUACUUGAAAAGAAAGUGCUGAAUAUGGAGAUAAUAGUAAAUAACAAAACUUUCGCGAAUGGUUUGAAUAUAAUACAACUUGAAACAGCAGUAGGAGCUGCUAUGAAAUCAUUCGAAGGAAGUAUUGGUAUUAAUGUGCCACGUAGUAGAUUUCUGCCAGUAAAAAAGACUUCUGAUCUGAUGCUCGUUAUGAGUAAUUUGUAUACUCUACGUAAUGGAUCUCUCGUAAUGAGUCCUCAAAGAAUGUUCCCGACAACGCCUCUCAUUAAAUUAGGGGACAAUCAUUUUUCAAAAGUGAAAGAAUUUCUGACUAGAUUUCCGACAAUUCCGGAUCUUCUUGAAUUGGAUCAUUUAACAGUCUCAGGUGAUGUUACCUUUGGAAAAGGGGUGACACUGAAAGGCACAGUUAUUAUAAUCGCCAACCAUGGAGAACGCAUAGAUUUACCCUCUGGAACAGUUUUGGAAAAUAAAAUUGUAUCGGGCAACUUACGUAUAUUGGAUCACUAAUUUACAACAGAAAGCAUAAUAUCUUGUCCUCUUGCAGAAUUUGUAUAAAUGUAUGAGAGCAUAGUAUGUCUUAUUUGUAUCUUAAAUUAACUAGUCAAGCAAUUUAAUUGUAUAUAUUCAUAAUGUAUUUUAGAAAGAAAAUCGAAGAUAUAUAUAUUUCUAUAGAAAUUAUUUUACUGAAAAUAUACUGUACAUAAGAACUUAAUGUGUAUCUCACAAAGUAUCACGUAAAUUAUAUAUAGAAUAUAUACUAUGUUA